Emericellopsis atlantica is the source of this 516-nucleotide messenger RNA. RefSeq lists its product as uncharacterized. Bases 1 to 516 code for a protein of 171 amino acids. The transcript is spliced from 2 exons. Lineage: Eukaryota; Fungi; Ascomycota; Sordariomycetes; Hypocreales; Bionectriaceae. The record is from RefSeq and is a predicted model, not a curated record.
AUGGCAAGUGAAUCAGCAAGCACUCGUUACAACAACUUGAUGAAAGACAUGCCGCGAACAGAAGCCGGCUCGCAACCCCUGGAGCUGUUUCGACAGCUCGGCACGCGCGAGGAAAGCCUCUCAGCGUGGGGGGAGAGGGACGAGGUGAAGUAUGUGCAGGAGAUGCACCCCGAAAUGGACUUUAAGCAGACGGUGAUGGAACCCACUGUCAGGUUCACAUUCGAUCUCCAGGAACAAGUCGACGACGAGAAUCAGAAGAAGAUCCAGGAUCUCCUGUCUCAACUCAUGUCGACUUCGGAUGACGUCCCGGAAGGUGUGCGCCAACUUAAAGAAGCACGCAGAUGUCUAGCUGGAUACCCAAGUGUUCAAGGCCAAUUCGACAACAUCUUCCUCCAGGAUGACCCAGAGGUCAUAGUGGCCAAGCUGCAGGGCAUGAGUAAGCUACGAAGCGAGAUUAACAGCGAGAUGCAAAAGGAAAGGCGAGAUUCCCGACAGGUUGAGAAGGAGUGGCACUAG